ACUGCAUUUCUUCACAAGAUUUCAGGGUUUUGCAAUGGCAACAUUGUUGUUUGGUGGCAGGUGAAAAUAAAAACAGUAAAAGAAGCAAGGAUGAAUGGUGUGCAGAGCGUUUACACAGACAGUAACUCUCUGCUCAAAGCAGUCUAUCUGGGCCGUCUCCGCCUCACACGCCUCCUCCUAGAGGGUGGGGCUUACAUAAAUGAGAGCAAUGAGCAUGGGGAGACACCCCUGAUGAUUGCCUGUAAAAGCAAAUACUCUGACACCCAGGGGGUUCCAAAGGCAAAGAUGGUGGGAUAUCUUCUGGAGAGUGGUGCUGAUCCAAACAUGCAGGACAAAAGUGGCAAGACUGCACUGAUGCAUGCCUGCCUAGAGCAAGCAGGACCUGAGGUGAUAUCCCUACUCCUGGAUAAUGGGGCUGAUCCCUGUCUGGAGGACCACAUAGGCUCAUCUGCUCUGAUCCAUGCCAUUAAUUCCAGUGAUGAGGAAACAUUGAAGCUGCUAAUGGAUGCUUUCAAGGCCAAAGGUAAAGAGGUCAUCAUCAUUACCACAGACAGACUUGUUUGUGGAAGGCAGAUGGUCAAACAGUAUCUUAAAGUUCCUUCACUGCCAGAACUAGACCAGUGGGAUAAGUUGGAUUCCUCCUCGAUGCCCUGUGCUUCUCCUUCUGAGAUUCACCUCAGCACAUCUCCCCAGGAGACACAUUCCUCCAGCCUCCAGUUUUCUUUCCAGGACCUACAGACCACGGCCAACUCUCAGACAACCCCUUCUCAGCAGCCCCCUUUAGUCAAUAAGAUACUGAACAAGGUCCACCAUCUGCAAAGACUACACUCAGAACCAUGGCUGAAGAUCCCUCAAUCCUUUCUAUCACAACAACAAGCCAAAGGUAACUCUCAAAUGGAAGAACUGCCUGAUAUAACACCUGAGGAAGAACUUGCUUUUAGCAUUGACAGACGACUGGCUUUUGACCCUCUUUCAUGUCAGGUCAGUACUGGUCUCAAAGAAACAACAAGCUUGAGCCAGUCUCAGCAUCAAGAAAACAACACAAGUAACCAUGGACAUUUAAGACCAGAGGGAGCACUGCCUCACAACAUAUCCUUUAAUGGUUUAUCUUCACUAUACUCUCUCUCCCACCCAGAUCUUCACUCCAAAAGCAGUGAAUCCUUAACAUCAGAGAAUGACUCAAAGUUUUUCCCUAACAUGGCAGUGUCCAGUCUCAUCAACAUCAUCCAGCAUCGAAAGCUUGGAAUGGAUCAUUACAGUUCUGAUUCACAGCUUUCAGUCUCAGGGAACUCCCCAGCAGAAGGUAAAAAACAACUUGACAAUAGGCAACUACUGACUUCGCGGUCAUCCACUUUGAUAAGCUCACAAGAGUCCACUGAGAGCACUUUACUAGGAAAUGUACACAAGAGGCAUCCAAGCAACCUAGAGAGGAGGGGAUCAGGGGCUCUUCUUGCAGAUCUACCUUUAAACCCUCGGCCAGGCUUUCUACCACCACUGAAUCAUAACACCUUAAUCCCACAAAUUACUGGAGCAAGCAGUUCUAGUGCUGUCUGCUCCAGCAACAAGCCAACAUGUGGUUUAGUGACAGGGAUAAGACAGUAUCUCCCUUCAGCUCCUGCUGGCUUGCCAAAGGAUCUCAAGACCAGAAGAAUGCUGAUGAGAAGGCACUCCAUGCAGCCUGAACAAACCAAACAGCUAGGUAACUUUAAGGGGAUCUUUGGCUAA
This is a messenger RNA of Neoarius graeffei (lesser salmon catfish), 1725 nucleotides long. RefSeq names its product ankyrin repeat domain 34Ba (gene ankrd34ba). The transcript is spliced from 2 exons. Bases 91 to 1725 code for a protein of 544 amino acids. The record is from RefSeq and is a predicted model, not a curated record. Gene Ontology annotation, molecular function: protein binding. Lineage: Eukaryota; Metazoa; Chordata; Actinopteri; Siluriformes; Ariidae.